AUGAUGCAGCGCAGCCCCAUACCGCCCUCGUUCCCCCCGCACCACAUAACACAUGGCGAGGAUUCGGACGACAGUGAAGAUCUCGACGCUGCCGUCUCGUCUGGACACGACGGCAGCGAGGUUGAUGUGCGGGACCACGUUCACGAAUCUGAGGGCCUUGUGAGAAGAGCAUCGAAAGAUUUGGAGGGUGAUAAAGAAAUUGCAGCGUUGAAUGUCACAGCAGCAGAGGACGCAGAGCCGCAGGGAAUGCUGGCAAGAGACAAGCAACGGCGCACUACACAUUACAACUAUCAACUAGAGAAGCAAAUGUCCCACGUAGAAGCCAAGCAGUUCUACCAGCAGCAGCGGCAGAAUACGGCAGACGAUCAAGGAGGCAAUACGGCCAUGUCGAGUCCCGUCUUGCGUGCCAAACCCUUUUCGCAACUUGGGCAAGAUUCUUUCCCACGUUCUGGCAGUGUGCACAGCAGACAUAGCUUCAUCAAGGAACCCGGCUUUCGAUCCGCUCUUCCAGUAGGUCUCAGCGAUCCAAACAAGGACCCAAACAGCUCCACCAUCCAAUCACCCAGCAUCGGCAGAUUCGACAACAUCAACGGUGUGCAACCCGCAGGCAAUGGCACAGAGGAUCCACUUCUCGCUGCAGACAGAGCUGCAAGGGCCCACGCUCUCCACCCUGGCCUUCCUCACGAGUCUAAGCCUCUUCUCGAGCAAGAAGGCAUUCAUGGAGCAGGAGCCGGCGUUGGGAUGGACGCUGUCAACGAAUCCAGCGUGACCACCGAGCUCAACGCCAUCUAUUCGAACAUCCAAAAGAUUCUGGAUCUACGGCAUAAGUACAUGAGGUUGUCGUUGCAAGGCCCGCACGACAAUCCACGAGAUGACCCUGGAUGGAACCUGUAUCCUCCACCGCCGGAGCCGGUCUGGUAUGAGAACAAGGAGCGUGGCUACCAGAAAGGGGACGAGGAUGGAAAAGAUUCUGCCAGGACACCAACGACACCGAAGAAACCGCAACGUAAGAUGGGUCAAGACAUCGGUGAAGACUUCGAUUUCGAUGAAUGUCUACCACUUCCUGAAGCGGCCGAAAUGACAUACAAGCUUGACUCCAAAGGCGUGUACCAGGUGUACGAGACGGCGCAAUCUGUAGAACUGGGCGAACCUAUAGUGCACAUCCCUGACAUCAGAGAGUUCUACAUGGACCUCGACAGCAUUCUCGGCAUCGGCUCAGACGGGCCAAGCAAAUCGUUUGCAUACCGCCGACUUCAGUACCUGGAAGGAAAGUUCAAUCUGUACGUCUUGUUGAACGAGUACCAGGAGAUUGCAGACACCAAAGCUGUACCGCAUCGUGACUUUUACAAUGUCCGAAAGGUGGAUACUCACGUCCACCAUUCUGCCUGCAUGAACCAGAAGCAUCUCUUGCGAUUCAUCAAGAGCAAGAUGAAGAAGUCGCCGGACGAGGUUGUCCUCUUUAGAGAUGGCAAAUUUCUCACACUAAAGGAAGUGUUCGAGAGUAUCAACUUGACCGCCUACGAUCUCAGCAUCGACACGUUGGACAUGCAUGCUCACACCGAUUCGUUCCAUCGCUUCGACAAGUUCAAUCUCAAGUACAAUCCUGUCGGAGAGAGCAGACUCAGAACUAUAUUCCUGAAGACGGACAAUCACAUCAAGGGCCGAUACCUGGCUGAGAUCACCAGAGAGGUCAUGUCAGACCUGGAGAGCAGCAAGUACCAGAUGGUUGAAUGGCGCAUCAGUAUCUACGGACGAUCAAUGGACGAAUGGGACAAGCUAGCCGCCUGGGUCGUCGACAACAAGCUGUACUCGCCCAAUGUACGAUGGUUGAUUCAGGUUCCGAGACUGUACGAUGUCUAUAAAGCGUCCAGUCUCAUGGAUAAGUUCGAAGAGGUGAUCAGGAACGUCUUCCAGCCGCUGUUCGAAGUCACUCAAGACCCAAGCAGCCAUCCAAAGCUGCAUGUCUUCCUACAGAGAGUGAUCGGGUUUGACUCGGUGGACGACGAGAGCAAGAGCGAACGGCGAAUCUACCGCAAAUUUCCCCUGCCCAAAGAUUGGGACACAAAACAGAAUCCACCUUACAGCUACUGGAUCUACUACCUCUUCGCCAACAUUGCUUCCCUCAAUGUUUGGCGAAAGCAGCGGGCCUUCAACACCUUUGUGCUACGUCCGCAUUGCGGUGAAGCAGGUGAUACUGAUCACUUGGCUGCGGCGGUCUUGUGUUGCCACAGCAUCAGUCACGGACUGCUCUUACGCAAGGUACCUCUGUUGCAGUACAUCUUCUAUCUUGAGCAGAUCGGUGUCGCCAUGAGCCCUUUGAGCAACAAUGCCCUGUUCCUAGCCUACGAACGGAACCCAUUCUUGCAGUACUUCCGACGUGGUCUCAACGUCAGCUUAUCGACCGACGAUCCGCUACAAUUCGCAUUUACGAAGGAGCCCCUGAUCGAGGAAUAUGCCGUCGCAGCACAGAUCUACAAACUUUCUGCCGUUGACAUGUGCGAACUGGCAAAGCAUUCCGUCAUCCAAUCCGGAUUCGAGCACACGAUGAAGCAGCGAUGGUUGGGUAACAACUACUAUCUGUCAGGAGUUGCUGGCAAUGACAUGGCCAAAGUAAACGUACCCAACAUUCGCGAGGCCUUCCGUCAUGAAACGUGGUUGCAGGAGAUGGCCAUGAUCGAUCGAUACACCAAUGCACCAGCGGCAAACCGUCUCAGCACCAAUGCUCUGGCCCCAGGCGGCUACUCUGCAAGCACCACUGCGGUACCGCCUAGCCCGACCGCGAGCAUGAAGACGAACCCUUCGGCUACGAACCCAAUGCACGGUGUCGAUUCGACCAACUUCCGCCCUGGAUCGAGCAACUACCAAAACCCGAACAUUGCCGCCACACCGCAAGCCUACCAGGCUAGUGCACAAGCUGCCCGUCUUUCGACAACCCUGUCCCAGCUUGACCUCGCGCAGCAAGAUGGAGCAUCGACGAACUAUGCCUCCAGAGUCCACACCUUGCGUGAGCAGCCCUCGAGAUCGUCCAACUUAAUACACAACUCGCCCAUCACCUACGACAACCCCAACGCCGUCUACCCUCCUCUCCCACAAGCCGCCACGGCCACCGCACCAGACCACCCUUACGGCAGUACUCUCCACGGCGCCGAGCCCAAGAUGUUCCCGGGUGUCUUCAGCAGACGUAGGAAGUCUUCAAUCGCCCGGCCAUCGAGCUUAGCCAUGACGAGCAUGAACGGAGAGGACGGGUCCGAGGCGCUGGAACGUAGUACGGGAAGUCUGUCGAGGUCACAAGGGGAGGAUGCGUUGAUGAUGGCGGGGGAAAGAAUGGAGCGGAAGGACGUCAUUGAGGAAGCCGCAGCCGAGAGCGAGGAUGAGUGA
Messenger RNA from Zasmidium cellare ATCC 36951, 3378 nucleotides. RefSeq lists its product as uncharacterized. Gene Ontology annotation, molecular function: AMP deaminase activity. The coding region runs from base 1 to 3378 and encodes 1125 amino acids. Gene Ontology annotation, cellular component: cytosol. The transcript has a single exon. Lineage: Eukaryota; Fungi; Ascomycota; Dothideomycetes; Mycosphaerellales; Mycosphaerellaceae. Gene Ontology annotation, biological process: AMP metabolic process; IMP salvage. The record is from RefSeq and is a predicted model, not a curated record.